Xyrauchen texanus (razorback sucker) is the source of this 1919-nucleotide messenger RNA. Its product is annotated as RNA-binding protein, mRNA-processing factor 2a. The record is from RefSeq and is a predicted model, not a curated record. Gene Ontology annotation, molecular function: mRNA binding; protein homodimerization activity. Gene Ontology annotation, biological process: negative regulation of smooth muscle cell differentiation. Bases 381 to 980 code for a protein of 199 amino acids. NCBI's taxonomy places the organism in Eukaryota, Metazoa, Chordata, Actinopteri, Cypriniformes, Catostomidae. The transcript has 8 exons.
CUCGUGAGCGCGCAUUGAACAUGAUUGAUCCGCUAAUAGGAUAGAAGAACAGAGGCGCACAACUCCAGCUUUAAAUCUACCCAGGGUUCCUCUUUCCUCCUUUCUUUCCUCUUCAACUCAAACGAGCUUGAUGUGAGCGAAGGGGGGACAAAUCCAAAAAAAUCACUUCCUUUCCCUUCUCUCACCCUCACAGAGCACCUCUCACCUUUACUUUCGGAUUCUGGCUUUAUCUCACGGCUUCACCUGGGCACAAACGACACCGAGGUUUUCUUCUACAACUUUAACGCACACCAGGGAAAAAAAUCACCGACAGGGACAACUUUUUUGUUUGUUUGGUUUUUUUCUGGCACAAAGACAAAAAGAAGCGUUAAAGUUACACAAUGAGUCUGAAGUCAGAUUCAGAGCCGAACACCAGUGUUUCAUUAGAGGAGGAGGUACGAACACUCUUUGUCAGUGGCCUGCCUGUCGACAUCAAGCCACGUGAGCUUUACCUGCUGUUCAGACCCUUCAAGGGAUAUGAAGGAUCUCUUAUAAAGCUGACCUCAAAACAGCCCGUGGGGUUUGUUACCUUUGACAGUCGGUCUGGGGCUGAAGCAGCCAAGAAUGCGUUGAAUGGAAUCCGCUUCGAUCCAGAGAGUCCUCAGACGCUGCGUCUGGAGUUUGCUAAAGCCAACACAAAGAUGGCGAAGAACAAACUGAUGGGUACACCAAACCCUUCCAACCUGCACCCAGCUCUAGGUGCGCAUUUCAUCGCUCGAGACCCAUAUGACCUGACAGGGGCAGCACUGAUCCCAGCAUCCCCUGAGGCAUGGGCUCCGUAUCCUCUGUACACCACUGAACUGACCCCAGGCCUGCCUCACACCGCCUUUACCUAUCCUGCUGCUGCUGCUGCGGCUGCCGCCCUGCACGCCCAGAUGCGCUGGUACCCAUCACCUUCUGAUAGUUCGCCACCAGGGUGGAAAUCGCGCCAGUUUUGUUAAGUUCAAUGCCAUUUAUUCAGUACCGGAUAUUUUGUUUUCUGCUCCUGUUUUGAAGUAAGGGGAACUGGGCUCAAUAUUUAAUUUAAUCAGGUUUAUUUAAUGGACGCAUGGAUUUCUUUUUGUGGAAGAUAUCUUCUCUAAAGCACUCUUAGAACAUGGUGAGAUGCCGAGGACUCUUGACAAUCCUCAUGGUACUGUCUCCAUUUCAAAACUUGCGCUUGACGAGCCAAUCACACGUCAAUGUUUCUAGCUACUCUGUCAGUUGGAUGUUUUGGGGGGAGGUGGGGUCGUCAUUCUGCAUGCAUUAACGCAUGAGUUUUAGAAUGCAAAAUGUCAUGUCCGUUCAGUUGCGUUCGUGUUGCCACAACUAGACGUCCCGUUUAACCUUAAAUGUUUUCAGAAUUUCUUGUUUUUGCAAUUUUGAUGACUGUCCAAUUUCUGUGUCUUAAAAACUGAUGAUAUGCACUGGUUAUUUGUUUCUGUGUGGUGUGUGUGAACUCUUGAGUGGAUUAGUUUGAGAUCUGCAAUCCAACUUCUAUCCUGUUCUCACCAAACUUCUCUGUGUCUGCUUGGAGAAUAUUUGAACAAAAAAGAAAAGAGAAUGUACAAGUGUUUUUGUACAUUUGUGUAAUGAAUAUUUAUGCAUUUUUGUGCAAUUUAAAUAAGUAUAUACUGUAUGUAUGAGCAGUUUAUAGUGAUCCCUUGUGUUAUUUUGGUGUUUUAUUUGUUAUUGGAUGCUGAUUCUGUCUAAUAACCUGUUUGAAGUAAAGUGCAAUUCUUGAUUUAUUUUCUUGAUGCUCUGUUACAUACUGAAGUUUCCAGACUGGGGCAGUACUGCAAGAUUAAACAGACUGCUAACAUGAGAUUGCUGUAUAAUAUUAAGAGAAAUGCUGAUUUUCAGAAUGUGAAACUGGAGAAUAAAAAGAAAUGAGGAUCUUG